Messenger RNA from Fonsecaea erecta, 1197 nucleotides. RefSeq lists its product as hypothetical. Gene Ontology annotation, molecular function: O-methyltransferase activity. Bases 1 to 1197 code for a protein of 398 amino acids. The record is from RefSeq and is a predicted model, not a curated record. Lineage: Eukaryota; Fungi; Ascomycota; Eurotiomycetes; Chaetothyriales; Herpotrichiellaceae. The transcript is spliced from 5 exons.
AUGUCGGGCCCAUCAGACAAUCUUACGGCCCUUCUUGCCUUGCGCGACUCUCUCAAUGCCUCGAUUGACGCGCUCUCUUCGCUCACGCCGGAGGAGAGAUCCCAGGCUCCAAAAGUCAACCCAGUACGUCAGCAAAUAUGGUCCACUGCUACUCGAAUUGUUAGUGAAACAGCCAACCCGAUGCAAGAAUCAACUCGUAUCGCCUUCAUGCCAUGGCUGAACGCGGUUGUGCGGACCGCCUUGGAGCUAGACCUGUUCAACCUUCUUGGACAGUCUACGACUGCAUCUGAGCUUGCGCAGAAGACCGGAGCGGACGUGACGUUGAUAGUGCGCAUCAUGCGGGUCUUGACGGGCUUUCACAUUGUCUCGGAGCUUGGGGAGGAAACAUAUGCCGCGACGCCAGUUUCACGGGCUCUUACCAUGCCAGCCACGGCGGAUUUGAACAAGCACAUAUUUGACAGCAGUUGGGGCUGCAUUGGCAAAAUGCCUGCUUACCUUGCCAAACUCGGUUACAAGAACCCUGAGGAGCCUGACAAUACCCUCUCACACUAUGCAACAGGGACUGACUUCUUUGCGUACCUACGUAAUGAUCCUGCGCGCCUGGCUCGUUUCAAUUCGGCCAUGAAAGGCGCGGCGACGCUGGUCGCGAGCCCUGUCCCGAGCUCCCUGCUCGAGCCUGGGGCAGCUGAUGGAAACGGCGUGGUCAUGGUCGAUGUCGGUGGAGGCCAUGGCCAAGUUACGCAGAAGGUCAUGGAAGAGAACCCACAUCUGAAGGGACGUUUCGUUGUGCAAGAUCUCGGCGCUAUUAUCGAGGAGGCACGCGCUAGAAAUCCUGAAUACGAGGUCAUGGAGUACGACUUUUUCACUCCACAGCCUAUUCGUGGUGCACGCAUCUACUUCAUGCGUCGUGUCUUACACGACUUCCCGGAUUCGAAGUGCCGCGAAAUCCUGCGGAACCAGAUUCAAGGCAUGGUCAAGGGCCAUUCGAAAUUGCUUGUCUGCGAGACCGUCCUGCCGGCUGUCGGGUGCAGCGGCUUCGAGUCGCUCGCGGACAUCAGCCGCACUACCUUUUGCUCAAUGCAACGGAGCGCCAAGCAGUGGACGGCGCUGCUGGCGAGCGUAGGCCUGAAGAUUGUCCAGAUCUGGCCUGCUAAGGGAGUGGGAUCCUUUGCUGUCAUUGAGUCAGAGCUCGAGUGA